This is a messenger RNA of Acinonyx jubatus (cheetah), 625 nucleotides long. It is a transcript of the gene GAGE10, whose product is annotated as G antigen 10. The record is from RefSeq and is a predicted model, not a curated record. The coding region runs from base 150 to 512 and encodes 120 amino acids. Lineage: Eukaryota; Metazoa; Chordata; Mammalia; Carnivora; Felidae. The transcript is spliced from 5 exons.
UGCCACGCGUUCUGGGUGCGGAGCAGCGUAGUUUGCGUCUAACGGUCUGGAUUCUUUCUCGCUGUCUGGGACUCAAUUGGUAUGCUCCCAGAUCAGUCCUCCCAGGAAUUUGAACGUGAAGAGGAAGCCAGCAGGCUUUGGUGUGAAAUAUGAGUUGGCAAAUAAGGUCAACAUUCAAGCCUAGAGCAAGACGAAAUGAUCAAAACUCUUUCCAGCUAGUUGGGCCUGUGGUUCCCAGUAUUGAACAACAUCAGCAAGAAGAGCCACCAACUGACCUUCAGGAUAGUAUGCCUGAUCAAGAGAAAAAAGAUAAAGUAGCACCUGUGGUUCAAGGUGAAGGCAAAGGGAAGAAAAAUACCUCGUGGCCUUCCCUGGAACCUGAUCAACAGGAACUGGUUCUUCCAAAGACUGGUCAUGAGCAUGGAGACGGUCCUGAUGUCAGAGGGAAGAGACUUUCAAAUCUAGAGUCCCUUAAAAUGCCGGAAGCAGGUGAAGGGCAAUCACAGGUAUAAACGAAGACAAGUUGAAACCAUGCAGACUGCUUUUGUGUUGGAAGUUUGCCUGUUAAACUUCUCUCAAUAAAGUUUUGCCAUCUUGUCCAAAGAAGUUUUGCACAUCUAUUGUU